AUGGCGUCGAAGAAACUGCCGGCGGACGCGCUGAGCGAAGUUCGUAGCACAGAGCGCGAGGCCAUUGCCAGUAUCCUUGGCGAUGACUUUUGCAUUUUGCCGUCAAAGGCAUGGCACGGCGCCGCGCAGGUCGAGACGUACGAAGUCAUACUACGGCCAGAAGACGAUGCAGAAAAAAAGCGCGUUGCUGUCGUCGCUCAUUUCGCACUUACGCGCGCAUACCCCAAUAUACAACCUGCUAUUUAUAUCCGUUCGAAUGAUCCUCGGACGCGCGGCGUAGAUGCACAGCAGCUGAAACAGCUCGGGGAGACCUUGGGCGCAAAAGCGCGCACCUUGCAGGGCUCGGAAAUGAUUUGGGAGUUGGUCAGUAUUGCUCAAGAGUUCAUCAGUGCAAAUAACGCAGCGCCUACCCACGACUCGGAAAUGGCGAAACUGAGUCUGGAGGAGCGCAUGCGACAUCGCGAACAUGUCGAGCAAGCAGACGAAGAACGGCGCGUCGAGCAAGAACAGGAAGCACGCUUCGCCGCUGAGCAGCAGCGCUCGGAUGAGCUUGCUGGGAUGAUUGCUUUCGAAACACAGCGUCAAAUGGAGGUGAUGAAGCAGGAGAGGCGCCGUUUGCGCAAGACUGCGCAGUUGGGUCCGUCUCCAGCGCCCAUGACCGAUAGCGACGUGGGAAGAAUGCGGACCGCCGAUGCGCAAGCAUUUGAAACGCACCGUAUUGCGCUGAGCGAUAUAAUGCUGGGAAACAACGCGCCCAUUGCGCACGUCGACCGUGGACCGCUGCUCGAGAAGCUUCCACUCGCACGGAUCUAUCUAGCGACGCCUGAAUCCAGUACGAUGGAGCAGGAGUCUAUGUGGUCUGUCGAAAUUACACCCAUUACCGCAGCGUAUUAUGCUGGGAAUGCUGGCGCAAAAAAGCUUGCAGAGCUGGAGGAGGAGCUGAUGAUGUUAAAAAAAGUACAGGACCCCAGCUUGAUUCCAUUGCUUGAUUUUACACGCACUUCUUCCGCGUUGUACUUGUGUCGCACAUUCUUAUGGGCCAGUGUACGCACGCAUUUACUGUCACUGCUGGACGCACUUGCCGCGCUGCACAAACACCAUCUCGUGCACCGCAACGUUUCGCUUCCCAACAUAUAUCUCGACAAGGACCGAGCUAAGCUAACUGGCGCUGUAUACCGGCGGAAGCUACUUGAUCUUCACCGCUCGAAUGCACUCAACGCAAUGGAAUACACCGAGCAUACGCUGCCAGAUGGAUGGCGCUGCCCGGAAGCGAUUAGCAACCCACUCGUGUACAAUGCAGCUCGGGAUAUUUGGGACACAGGACGGUGUGCAUGCGAGCUGCUCUUUGGACAAGAUGUCGUCGCGCGGUACUCGUCCCCUGAAGCGCUUUUUGCCACCAUCCGGUCUUCAGAGACGCAGCAAGCACGUUCCUUUUUGCUGCGCAUGCUGGAUCGCGAUCCCUUGAAACGCGGAAACGCCUCCGAGCUGCGCUUGUUGCUAGAUGAUAUUAGCGCUUUCACAUGGGACGGUGCGUGGACAUUCCAAGGAACGCCGACAACGGAUCCCACCACGCCCAUACGCUCGCUCACGAACGCACGCGUUGAACCGCGCAUUUCCCAACGUGCUAAUGCGCCGCCGGAGCAAAUCGGCUCGUUCUGGCAGCUGCGUAAUCCCGCGGCAUUGACUCACCAGCCCGUGUCUCGGUACAUUAGCGACUUCGAAGAGGUUGAGUAUCUCGGCAAAGGAGCGUUUGGCGUCGUGGUCAAGUCGCGAAACAAGCUCGACGGGCGCUUUUACGCUGUGAAAAAAAUUCGAUUGAGUAGCUCCGCUGCAGAAGAGGAGCGGACAAUGCGCGAAAUCAUGACCCUAUCGCGCCUCGACCAUCCUCAUAUUGUUCGGUAUGUGACCUGCUGGAUUGAAGAGACACAUGUUGAUAGUAUUGCAGCGCCCGGGACAGAAACAAAUUCUGAGCUGGCCAUGACGACGAGCCAGCAAAUGGAUACAAGUGCUAUUCGCGCGCUCGACCGGAUUAUGCCGCAUCAGAUGGGCGCUACUGGAUUUGAUGAUUUCCUAUCUGCGUCCCAGGAUGACUCCCUGUCCAAUCUGGAGGACUUUGUGCAGUUUGGCAGCUUUUAUGACGAGGAGUCUGCGGGAAAAGCGCUGCCCAUGCCCGACUCGGAUAGCGUAUCAUCGUUGAGCAGCCCAAGCAGCUUGGAACCGGCCGCAGCCCAAAGUCAAGCUUACUCUACGACCCGCGUUUUGUACAUUCAAAUGGAAUACGUGGAAAACCAGACAUUAAGCGACGCAAUCGAGAGGGGCCUUAGCUUGGAAGAGGCUUGGCACAUUUUUCGGCAAAUGCUUGAGGCACUCUCGCACAUUGCAAGCCUUGGCAUUAUUCACCGCGACUUGAAACCGAGCAAUGUGCUCAUGUACUCGAACGCCGACAUCAAGGUUGGUGACUUUGGCCUUGCCACGACCCAUGUCCAUGCAAUGGAUGCUGGGAUGCGCGACUCUGCGAUGUUUGACUCCAUGGGCGAUAAAGAACUUACGUCGGGGCUUGGCACAUUCUCGUAUAUUGCACCAGAAGUGCUAAGCGAAAAAGGGCCUGCUACGCGGUACAAUUUCAAGGUUGACAUGUUCUCCCUCGGUAUCAUCUUUUUCGAAAUGAUUGCGAGCCAGCGGUGUUAUACCACUACAAUGGAACGGCAUCACCUGCUCCGUGAUUUGCGCUCUCCGAGCGUAAAGUUCCCUAGGUCUUGGGAUGCUGCACAAUACCCUGCCCAAACAGAAAUCAUUCGGCAAUUGCUGGAUCACGAUCCGUCCAAACGACCCUCACCCAUGGCGAUGCUGCGCAGUCCACUUUUGCCGCCAAAGAUGCAAGACGAGUAUGUAGAGGAACUUUUGCGACUUGCAGCCAACCCUGCAAGUACGCAACGACACCAGCUCAUUGAUGCGCUUUUUUCCAAGUCACAGGUCGACGAGCUGCGCGACUAUACGUUCGACACUGGCUCACAAAGCGAAGAAGACGACGUUUUGGUCGACGUGGUUACGCAGUAUUUGCGUGGCGUAUUCCAGAAACGUGGCGCAGUGCCGAUGCGACCGCCACUCUUGUUUCCACCCAACGAUAUUUAUGCCCAAGAGGCAAAUGUGGUCAAGUUGUUGGACAAGACGGGGAAUGCAGUGUUCCUUCCAUUUGACUUGACCGUUCCUUUUGCGCGCAUUUGUGCGCGGAGUGGACAUCUGCGUAUAAAGCGCUUUGACAUCGCCGACGUGUACCGUGAAAGCCUGCUUGCCGGCGGCCAGCCAAGGGCUGUACUUGCGGCAAGCUUUGAUAUCGUAUCACCGGAUGCGGAUCCCGUAGCGGAAGCUGAGUUGCUCGGUGUACUGGACGACUUGCUCGAGAUUCCCGGCCUUGAGGGCGAGUUGUGGGAGAUCCAAUUGGGGCACGAGUCUUUGUUGCAGCUACUCUUGUGCAGGUUUCCCAAGCGUUUUCGAGCAGGGAUACUGAGCGUCUUGCCGGGCCUACUGUCCAAAGGUACAGAAGCGCAAGUGCGGCAGCAGCUCCAACAACUUGGCCUUAGCACCGCACAGCAAGAAGAGUUGGAUGCAUUCAACCUGCGCGGCGAUCCAGACACGGUUUCGCAGCAGUUGAUGGGAAUGCUCACGGCUCAGGAGCGCAAAGAAGCGGCAGCACCGAUUGCGUGGCUCCGCAGCAUUAGCCGUCUCGCUAGGUUUUUCGGCGUGCGCCGCACGCUGACAAUCGUUCCAUGUCUAUCGUCCCACUACGAUCGGUACAAACAAGGGACUGUGUUUGCUGUGGUGCGCUACGUCAACAAACACCGCGAAGUGCUUGCCGUUGGCGGCCGUUACGACGCUCUGUUGAAGCAGUUUGCCUACCCAGAUGCACUCGGCACCAGCGGCCCGACGCCGCAUGCAGCAGGCGUCCAGAUUGCCGUCGGGAAGAUUGUCGCGGCUCUCGCCAAGCACCAGCAAAUGGCUGUGCCGCGUUUCAUGAGCCGUCCGGAAGAAGAGCGCACGCUUGGGCCGUGGACACCGCGUCGAUGCGAGUGUUACCUUGCCGCGAGCGGCCCUGGCUUGUUGGAUGCACGUAUCCAGCUGUGCACACAGCUUUGGGCGAAUGGGGUGAGCGCAGAUAUUCAGUAUGAGCACAGUGCGGGCGAGUCGCUGGAGAUUACAUCGAGCAUGUGCCGCGCAGAAGGUAUCCUCUUCCUUGUCCUGCUCCGCUCUCAUUCACGGGUGCUCAAAGUGCGCGAGGUAAUUCCACGGACCGAGCACGAAGUAUCCAAGGAAGAGCUUUUCUCAUUUUUACAGGAUCGCAUUGCGCGGCAGCGUCGGAUUGAUCAUCAUAUUGCGCACACCGCCUAUGGUCGCUCUGGUGUGGCAGAGUUGCAUACCAAAGCACCGACAGCAGCUUCGAAAGGUGCAGUGCCGUCGGCAGCCCCAAUGCAGUUUCGUGGUAUUCCUGCGGCGGAUGUCCACGUCUCACUGCCGCCACGUUCGGAGCGGUCUCGGCGCGACAAGCCAAACGAUCGGCGCUUGAAGCCUGCCGCAUGGCAUGCGCUUGCCGAAAAGGCUGCGUCUGAAGCUGGACGGUUUGCAGAGACAAUGCUGAGCGGCAGUGUGCCUUUGUUUGCUGUUGACCUUGCCGGCUCGACGUUUGCACACUUUGCUGCACUGGCCACAGCGCCGGACGACACAUUCCGUGCGUUCUUGGGCGAGAUCAAUGCCACUGCGGACGAACGAGAAUAUAUGCGCACGUUGCGCGACGAAAUAUGCGCGGUGAAGUCGGAGGAGUUCUCGAGUGCAAACAAUGUACACGGCACGAAUGGCGGCACGAAUGCAACGCGAGAAGCAUCCAUGGGCGGAAGUGUUUCCCAAGCGCGUGUUUUAUUGUAUUCUAUUAGAGAUGGCCGUCUCCUCUUGUCAGGCUGA
Messenger RNA from Malassezia vespertilionis, 4953 nucleotides. RefSeq names its product non-specific serine/threonine protein kinase (gene GCN2). Gene Ontology annotation, molecular function: ATP binding; eukaryotic translation initiation factor 2alpha kinase activity; protein binding. The record is from RefSeq and is a predicted model, not a curated record. The coding region runs from base 1 to 4953 and encodes 1650 amino acids. The transcript has 3 exons. Gene Ontology annotation, cellular component: cytosol. Lineage: Eukaryota; Fungi; Basidiomycota; Malasseziomycetes; Malasseziales; Malasseziaceae. Gene Ontology annotation, biological process: DNA damage checkpoint signaling; regulation of translational initiation by eIF2 alpha phosphorylation.